AUGAGAAUUGAAAAAAUCACCAUGGAUAGUAGUGAGAGUAAAAAGGAGAAAAAGGAGAGGAAGAGAGCGGCUAAGGAACUCAAGGAGUCGAAGCGUAGAAAGGUAGACACUUCUGUGGAGAAAGACUCAAGCGAAAAUGAAGAAAAUGACGAGCUUGAAAUCGACUUGAGUGCGAGAGUUCCAUUGUCCAAGAAACAACAGAGAUUGCUCAAGAAGGGUAAGCUUAACCUAGACAAGCUCGACAAAAAGCACCCCGCUCCCAAGCCCGAGAAUGAGGAAGAAUCUGAGAAGGAAAAGAAGAAAUCUGAAUUUGGAGUGUGGGUUGGAAACCUCUCGUUUGACACCACCAAAGAAGAUCUUGUUCGCUAUAUAGUGAGCAAGACCGAAGACAGCGAGCCCAAGGUUACUGAAGAGGAUAUGAGUCGAGUCAACAUACCUAAAAAAGACGGAAAAAUCAAAGGUUUUGCAUACAUCGAUCUUCCAAGCAGUGCACACGUUGACGCUGUAGUCGCAUUGAGUGAAGGUCAUCUUAAUGGCCGGCGAAUGCUUAUAAAGAGUGCUAGCUCGUUUGAGGGCCGGCCAGAGAAACCGCUCUCCAAGAAUCCUCCAUCGAGAAUCUUGUUUGUUGGUAAUUUGUCGUUCGACACCACAUCCGAUUUACUAGAGGAACAUUUUAGACACUGUGGUGAGAUAAUCAAGAUACGAAUGGCUACGUUUGAAGAUAGCGGCAAGUGUAAAGGGUUUGCGUUCAUCGACUUCAAGGACGAAACCGGACCCACCACUGCACUCAAGUCGAAAUUAGCGAAAAAGCUCAUCAACCGGCCAUUGAGACUUGAAUACGGUGAAGACCGGUCAAAAAGAACUCCGAAAAGAUUUGAAGGAAAAGAGAACCGAGGGGAAGAAUUUGGUGAGGUUCCGACUACACCCGAGCCUCAAGCUCCAAUUUCAGCCGUGCGCAGACCUACCGCUGCUAGAACCCGUACUCGUCAUGAGCCAGUUGCAAGCAGAAUGAAAUCUUCUGUCGCACUUGCUACAGCUCAACGUGCUAGUGCUGCAAUUGUACCAUCUUCCGGCAAAAAAAUCAAAUUUGACUGA
Meyerozyma guilliermondii ATCC 6260 is the source of this 1095-nucleotide messenger RNA. It is a transcript of the gene NOP13, whose product is annotated as Nop13p. Lineage: Eukaryota; Fungi; Ascomycota; Pichiomycetes; Serinales; Debaryomycetaceae. Gene Ontology annotation, molecular function: RNA binding. The coding region runs from base 1 to 1095 and encodes 364 amino acids. The transcript has a single exon. The record is from RefSeq and is a predicted model, not a curated record.